ACAGCUUUUCUGAAGUGCUUAUAUAUCAGUUUAUGGAAACACCAACAAAAUCCUAAACUUUUAUUUCCUUCGUUUUUCCACUUUCAUUUCUAUCUUUCACUACCAUUGCCAUUUUCUAUAGCUAGCUAAUACAUACCCAUGGCUACUCUGGCAGAAGCUUGUAAGGACUAUUCUCUCCACCUCCACCAAAUCAUCCCUUUAGACUUCGAUUCUAUUCGAACCCUACCCGAAUCCCAUGUUUGGCCAGAAUCCGGUGAGUUUGAGUUCAAUGACGGCCAGUUAUCAAUACCCACCAUUGACCUUAAUGAUCCUGAUGCGGGCAACCUAAUAGGGCAUGCAUGUGAGACAUGGGGUGUGUUCCAAGUCAUCCACCACAACAUUCCCUUAAACUUAUUGCAUGAAGUUGAGUCGGAAACCAGAAGGCUUUUCUCUCUUCCGGCUAGACAAAAGUUGAAGGCCUUAAGAUCAGCUGGUGGAGCCGUCGGGUACGGCAGAGCUAGGAUAUCGCAUUUCUUCAAUAAGCAUAUGUGGCAUGAAGGGUUCACUAUCAUGGGUUCGCCUGUAGAUCAUGCUAGACAACUUUGGCCUCAUGACUAUCAACGGUUUUGUGAUGUAAUGGAAGGCUACGAGAAGAAAAUGAAAGAGCUAGCAACAACCCUAAUGCGAGUAAUCUUCAAGUACUUAGGCAUAUCUGAAGAGCAAACCAAAUGGGUUGGCUCGCCUGGCUGCUCUAGUGCUGCAUUGCAGCUCAACUCAUAUCCGUACUGUCCGGACCCUAAUCGAGCCAUGGGUCUAGCCCCUCAUACAGACACUUCAUUCUUGACCAUAUUGCAUCAAAGCAGCACCAAAGGAUUGCAAAUAUUCAAAGAAGGCGUCGGAUGGGUUUUAGUAUAUCCUACAAGUGGAGCUCUUGUGGUGAAUGUUGGUGAUUUCUUGCAUAUACUUUCAAAUGCCAGGUUUCCUAAUGUUCUUCAUCGUGUAAUAAUGAAAGAGUGCAAACAACAGAGAUUUUCCGUAGCUUUUUUUCAUUGCCCAUCUACUGAUUUCAGUUUAUUCCCUUUGGGUCUGAGUAGUAGUUGUGGAGAAUUUCCUCUAUACCGUUCAGUAUCGGCAGCGGAGUAUAUUGGCAUCAAGGCUAAGAAUAUUGACAAUCCGCUAGCUUUGAUUAGAAUUUAGGGUUCAAAUAGAAAGGGAUUCAUCUUGUACGACAUAUUUCUUUUGUUGUCUUUUCAUGAGAGAAAUUAUUAAAUAGACUUAGCAUGAUUAUAUGGAUACUUUUAUUUCAACACUUUACAUAUAAAGCUUGUAAAGAUUGGAAAUUAAAUUA
Ricinus communis (castor bean) is the source of this 1327-nucleotide messenger RNA. Its product is annotated as gibberellin 3-beta-dioxygenase 1. Bases 139 to 1176 code for a protein of 345 amino acids. Gene Ontology annotation, molecular function: gibberellin 3-beta-dioxygenase activity. Gene Ontology annotation, biological process: gibberellin biosynthetic process; response to light stimulus. NCBI's taxonomy places the organism in Eukaryota, Viridiplantae, Streptophyta, Magnoliopsida, Malpighiales, Euphorbiaceae. The transcript has 2 exons. The record is from RefSeq and is a predicted model, not a curated record.